AUGGCACAGCCGAUGAUUAAGCUUACAGGGAAGGAUGUUCCAUUUGUAUGGUCACCGGAGUGUGAGAACCAAUAUGUGGCUUUCCUUCAACGAAUCUCUUUGACGAUCACAUCUUUGAUCAUUCUCCACACAAUCCCACCGAUCUCAACAGAGACACCAAUAACACAAAUCUAUCCAGACGCCCCAACAAUGAUUCUAAUCGAUGGGAUAUGCGUCAACACCGUCAACAUGUAUUACUGUGAGCAAUCAAUCAUCUCGAAACUCGAUAAUCCCCACUCCGAAAUCACGACCGUAACCAAAAUCGCAGUGUUCAACGCAUUGUACAUCUCCGAAUCAACAGUUGAUCUCAUUAGAGAUAAUUUUCUUCCUAAAGCCGAGAACCCUCUGGCCGAGACCCAGCUACAAACUUGCCUUGCGACGUACAAUAAUGUCGAGAAGCUUAUGGAAGGUGCUUAUAAAGCAAUGCUUCACAAUGAGUAUUCGGAAAUGAGACGUUACCAAUCAUCUGUGCUUGGUGUGCUUGAUAAUUGUAAAUCAGAUUUUGACCUUAUGGUGCGUACAAAUUCGUGGGUUAGGUUAAUGAUCAAUAUCUCUAUAUUUGCAUCUCGUAAGCUCCCUGCACCCUAAUAUAAUUUGUAAUUUUUGGAAAUUUUCAAUACUUGAAGUUUAUGUUACUAUAUGGCUGAAUAUUUAUCAAUAUAACAACAAAU
Camelina sativa (false flax) is the source of this 710-nucleotide messenger RNA. NCBI's taxonomy places the organism in Eukaryota, Viridiplantae, Streptophyta, Magnoliopsida, Brassicales, Brassicaceae. The record is from RefSeq and is a predicted model, not a curated record.